Messenger RNA from Boleophthalmus pectinirostris (great blue-spotted mudskipper), 3051 nucleotides. It is a transcript of the gene ism1, whose product is annotated as isthmin 1. The record is from RefSeq and is a predicted model, not a curated record. The transcript is spliced from 6 exons. NCBI's taxonomy places the organism in Eukaryota, Metazoa, Chordata, Actinopteri, Gobiiformes, Gobiidae. The coding region runs from base 634 to 1986 and encodes 450 amino acids. Gene Ontology annotation, biological process: negative regulation of angiogenesis.
UCUACUUGGGAUUUGGUUUGACUUGAUUUCACCAACGAGAAGACUAGACACCGUCUUAGACAUGUUUUCAAUGGACAUUCGAAAAACAACAAUGGACAAGAUUUGCGCAUGAAACAGUCUACUGUGAGGAGUCUCUCCAAGGGAAGUUUAACUUUUGACACCAGUCUGAGGUGCGUGGCGCAGAAUGAGGAGAGAAACCGUCGUAAAGUGGACUUGAGGAAGACUUCAGAGUGAGAAUGUGGCGGGGACUCCAAGGAGAAGCACGGCUCCAAGUUUUACGCGCGACUAUAGCGUGAAGUGAAGCGCUGUGCGUCAGACCAGCAGUACCAUAUCUGUUUAUUCAGCUUUCAUCCAGCAUAAAUGAAACUUUAAUAACGAUUUAAUGAUAGGAAGAGUGCUUGUUUACACUAUUCAAAGAGGAACCUGGAUCUAGCCCGAGCCAGAUUUAGAAAAACAAUCUUCGAUCAUUUUCCCUUCGAUAUUUGCAUUCCUGAUCCCGAGGUGGCUCCCAAGUGGUGUUGCGGCUCCUCGUCCCCGGCGGAUCCGGAGAUUGGAGUCUCUGCACCGGGAGGAGGAGGAGUGGGAGUCUCGCAGGUCACAGAGCAGGCUCCGAAGAGCGGCCGCGUCAAAAGGAUGGUGCGUCUGGCGGCAGAACUGUUGCUCCUCUUGGGACUUCUUCUGCUCACGCUGCACAUCACGGUCCUAAGGAGCAGCCCGCUGCCACAGGCGAACGUCACGAGCCUGGACCAGGACGCAGCUCUGACAGAGAACAAUAUCAAUACAAAAAGGAGCUCUUCUGGUCAGCUGGAGUCGGAGCGGCGGAGAUCUGGUCCAGGACACAGGCUGGCCCCUCGUCCUGCCUCUCUGCCAUGGGCACAAGGCACCGGGAGCAGCCUGCACAGAGACACUCCCGGAGCAUUCCUCUUGGACCUGCACAACUUCCCUGACCUCUCCAAGGCCGACAUCAACGGGCAGAAUCCAAACAUACAGGUAACAAUAGAAGUUGUGGACGGAUUGGAAGGACACGAACAGGAGAAAGGCCUCCAUAAAGAGACCAAACCAAACUGGGCUUCACCAAACUGGAGGAACUGGUGGCCCCACUCGUCCCCUUCCUCGGGCACCCACCAGACAGAGGAGCACAGAGCUAAAAACGAAGACAGCAACUUCCUCAGACCACCUCCCGACUGGGACAGGAGAGGGGGCACUGGAGGAGGCAAAACUCAGAGCGAAUAUGACUACAUGGACGGAGAGGGCGACUGGAGCGGCUGGUCCAGCUGCAGCGUCACCUGUGGCAACGGGAACCAGAAGAGGACACGGUCGUGUGGAUACGCCUGCACGGCAACCGAGUCCAGGACCUGUGACAUGCCCAACUGUCCCGGUAUUGAGGACGCUUUCAAGACAGCCGCUACUGAAGUGAGUCUGCUGGCAGGGACAGAUGAUUUCAAUGCCACAGAGCUCUUUGGAGUUGACACUGACAGCUGUGAGCGCUGGAUGAACUGCAAGAGCGACUUUUUGAAGAAAUACAUGACCAAAGUGGCCAACGACCUGCCCAGCUGCCCCUGCUCCUACCCCACAGAGGUGGCCUACAGCACGGCCGAUGUCCACGACCCCCCCACCAGGAAAGACUUUAGGUGGAAAGACGCUAGCGGGCCCAAGGAAAAACUCGAAAUCUACAAACCCACCGCCCGCUACUGCAUUAGGUCCAUGUUGACGCUAGAGUCCACCACGUUGGCCGCUCAACACUGCUGCUAUGACGAUAAUAUGAAGCUAAUCACUCGCGGUAAAGGGGCGGGGACUCCUAACCUCAUCAGUAUUGAGUUCUCAGCAGACCUGCACUAUAAGGUGGACAUCCUGCCGUGGAUCAUUUGUAAGGGGGACUGGAGUCGAUAUAACCAGGCAAGACCACCAAACAACGGGCAGAAGUGUCCAGAAAAUCCACAAGAUGAGGACUACUACAAACAGUUUGAAGAAGCCAGGGAAUUUUAGACUUUAAACAUGGGACAGCACAAGUUUAGAGGCUAGAUUUGAAUAACUUUUUACAUGAACAUUUUGGACAAUAUUUUAAAUGUAUAAAAUGGAGAUAUGAAUGACAUAUUGUGUACUAUUUGCAGCUAUUGUGAUAAAGGGACUUUGAAAAAAGGGAAACUUGUUGUUCUAGGAAUGUAUACUGCCCAUGUUUGUUAUUGUGAUUCCCAAACCUUUUACACCAUGUACCAUCAGAGCUUUACAGGGACCAUUUAAAGCAGAACUCUGUAACUUUUUUACCUAUCAUGAAUCUUUCAAGAAAUAAACACAUCCUAGUAAAAGAACCUAGCAAAUGUUUUAGAAAAAAAUAUAUUGAUAUGCGCUUUUCUACCUCUAUUAAGAAUUCAAAGCUCACCCAUUCACUCAAGUGUCUUACCUAAGGACACAGCAGCUGUAUGCACUGGUGGGUGCAGGGAUCAAACCUCCAACCCUUGUAUCAGGGGCUGAAUGCUCUACUAAGUGACCUCCAAAGUGAAGGAAGUUGCUGAGUUCCGCUUUAACUGCCUAAAAUGACCCUAAAUCAGGACUGACCUGAGUUUAAACCCAGGGAUAAAACAGGGAUCACCAGAAAAAUGCAUUACUAAAUAAGGACAAAACAUGGUACUGGCAAAAACCAGGAAAAGACUUCUGAAAAUGAACAGAUGAAGCCUGCAGACACCAAGGGCAUGCGCACCAUAGUUCGAGAACCACUGUUACUAGCUGAAUGUGAGUGUUAUAACAAUCUUUGUGAAAUACAUUUUUGGGUCGAGGACACAGGACAGGGUACAAAAAUAUUCUCAUUUUGACUGUUGAUAUACAAACUUUGAGUAUGUUUAUAUAGAUUUUGUUACCAAUAAUUUUUCAAGUCCGAUCAUCACUCCUCUUUGUAAAAAGCAUUGCAUUAUUUUUGUAAAGUAUUUAUUUUUAUGUCAUAGCUGUGUAUGACUCCUGUGUUGAUGACUGUUGUUUUGAAGUUACUUGUGGCUGAUGCUAACUUGAUUUCUUUUGGUUCUCCUCAAGUUAGCGCCAAAGCUAAACAGAGCAAAG